Molecule: messenger RNA, 789 nt
Organism: Meloidogyne enterolobii
Lineage: Eukaryota; Metazoa; Nematoda; Chromadorea; Rhabditida; Meloidogynidae
Source: the annotation of a GenBank genome assembly
UUGUUUUCUACUUUGUCAAUUUUUUAUUCAUUUAAUUGUUCAUAAUCAGAGCAAAUAUUCACAUAAAAUAAUGGACGUGCCUUUGCCUUCACUUCUUCCUGGUAUUUUCCCUACAACGAAUAGCAUGCUUCGUGGGUCAGGUAUUCUCUACUGGCUCUCAUCAAAAGCGGGUCUUAUUAAUUGCUCAAAGCCAGUUCAUGCAACUGUUUCCUUCCAGAUCAAAGUUUGUUUGAAUUUUUUUAAAAAUUGGCUGGGUUCGGGGUGCUAACUUUGGUACUUAUUUACUCCUCUGGUCAAUUUUUUCGGUAAAUACGUAAAAAAUGGUCAGUCAAUAGAACUCGUUCAACUGUGUCAAAUGACACCAAAAUCAACCCCCGGUCUUAACUUUGGCCCGAGAUGAAUAAUUUUUUUUUAUGUUUACCGAAAAAAUUAACGUGAAAUAAGUACCACUAACCUUUCUCUUGUUUUUCGUUAUGUGUGUUAUAGUAGAAACCGAGAGGGGUCUAUGCCACGGCUGUGGUUUUCCCUAUUUUACGAACAUACGAUUCCGCUUUGUUUUUUGAAUUUUCGUUUUCUAGGACCCUUUUUACUCGUUUUGGCAUUCUUUUCGCUGAAUGAAUAUAACAGAGACCGAACUUGGUUUAGGUUAAAGUCUGGAGUUUUCCUGUAUUAUAUUAGACAGUUUUUGAGUGUGCUAGGUUUUCCCUUGAUUUUCCCCAUAUUUUUUAGACUAGUUUACGUCCUUCUCCUAAUCAUUUUUACGAAUUUCCCCAUUCCAAUUUCAUCUUU